Messenger RNA from Humulus lupulus (European hop), 1100 nucleotides. RefSeq names its product small acidic protein 1. NCBI's taxonomy places the organism in Eukaryota, Viridiplantae, Streptophyta, Magnoliopsida, Rosales, Cannabaceae. The coding region runs from base 648 to 833 and encodes 61 amino acids. The transcript is spliced from 5 exons. The record is from RefSeq and is a predicted model, not a curated record.
AUCUCAAAAACACAUCCUGAAAACUCAAAACCCUAAUUCCUAAUCCCUUUAUCUCGUACGAGAAGCAUAACCACUCUGACACACCUCCCAUACGUCACCCCCGUCGCUCACCGUCACUCUCCAGACCUUCGAAGCACCCUAGGGACCCCACGAUCACAAUUCCUCGCCGACGCCACCAUUAAUCUCACACUCUCCUCCUCUGAAUCAGCCCAGACGCUUCAUCUCAGUAGGAGACACUUGUUGCUUGAUGGAUCCUAAUUUGGACGCUUUGGGCGCCUUCAUGGGUUAUGCUGUUUACCUACUGCAGUGGCUGGUGUGACAUUUAUUUUGCAUUGCAGCGGUUUUGUGUUGAUUGCCGUUGUUUGGGUUUGACAUUGGGAUUGCAUCGACUGUAUUGAGAACAGUUGUGUUUUAAUUUGAUUUUGGGCCUUUUUGGGCAUAAAAAAGCCCAUUACGAAAAUACACCCCAACAGCGUACGUCUCUCUCAAUUUCCGCCUCAGCCGCCCCAACUCAGCGCCUCACCUCUGCUAAGCAAGGCGCACGCCUUGGUUAGUUUUUUCCGCCUCAAACUGAGGUCCAGAGAGUUAGGGACCAAGAACACUGAUUCUAUUAGGGUUCUUCUGCAACUCCGAGAGUGAGAGAGAUUAUGAGGGCAACUACAAUGGAUUUCUUUGGGGACAUGGAAGAUCAAGGUUCGACAAUGGCGAUGGAUGUGGACGACGUUGACCCACUUGAAAUCCUAGGUGAGAGCGUCAUUGCUGACAACAAGCUCACUGAUGCCGACUUCUUCAACUCCUUUGAGGAUGACUUCGAUGAUUCCGAUAUCAAUUGAGUCGAGCAACAUGUUCAUCAAUCACUACCCACCCACCUACCCACCAUUUGUUAUCUGUUUUAGUUUGUAGGGUUUGUCAUGUGGAUUGGAUGGACUCAAAAACCAUUACGAUCAAAAUGGUUUUUCUUAUUUUUGUUUGGUAAAGGAGAACAUAUGAUCAGUUUGCUUUGAAUGUCUAUCUUCUUUAAUUCGGUUAUGCUCAUUGUCUAUACUUUGAUUUCGAUUGCACUAUUUUGUUCAACUCAAUUCAUGGCUUUCUUUUUCUAA